This is a messenger RNA of Camelina sativa (false flax), 545 nucleotides long. NCBI's taxonomy places the organism in Eukaryota, Viridiplantae, Streptophyta, Magnoliopsida, Brassicales, Brassicaceae. The record is from RefSeq and is a predicted model, not a curated record.
UUUGCCCCACGACCUUUCAAUAUGAGGUCUGGGAGGACGCGCCGGGCAGAAGAUAUUCCCUUGGUGUCAGAGUGGUUCAAAGAGCAUUGUCCUCCAGCCUAUCCUGUUAAAGUUCGGGUUAGUUACCAGAAGCUAUUGAAAUGCUAUGUGCUGAAUGAGUUGCACCAUAGACCACCUAAAGCUCAGAAGAAGAAGCACUUGUUUCGAUCUCUUGCAGCUACGAAGUUUUUCCAAAGUACCGAACUGGAUUGGGUUGAAGUGGGUCUGCAAGUCUGUCGUCAGGGUUAUAAUAUGCUGAAUCUACUGAUUCAUAGGAAGAAUUUAAACUACCUGCAUCUUGACUACAACUUCAACCUCAAGCCUGUGAAAACUUUGACCACCAAAGAGCGUAAAAAGUCACGUUUUGGGAACGCUUUCCAUCUCUGCCGUGAGAUUCUCCGACUGACAAAACUUGUAGUUGAUGCGAAUGUCCAAUUCCGACUUGGUAAUGUUGAUGCCUUCCAAUUGGCUGACGGUCUGCAAUAUAUUUUCUCUCACGUUGGGCA